UUGACCUCCAGCCACAGACGGCGCUGGCUCUAGUCGGAGAUGCACACAAACAGCUGACAGAACGAGGAGCUGAGCCAAAAUCACUCCAUGAGCUUCCAGCGCAGGACCCAGUCAACAUGGACAACGUGAACAACCCGUUUAAUCCCAGCCUGGAAGCGGUUCUGAAGAAACUGGAUCCGGAGGAUGGAGAGCAGAUCAUGGAGUACUUUAAAACCCACGCACUGCUGAGCAGAGAAAAAGCUUUGUUGCAGGCAUCCGUAAGAGAACAGAAGAAGCUGCUGGUUGAAAAUGCCAAACUGAAAAAGGACAUUGAACAGCUGAGAGGUCAACUGCAGGAAAAGCAGAAGAGACGGACCGCCAAAGCUUUGCUCUCUCAGGCCCCGCCUCCUGAGAGUGUAAGCCCCGCCCUCACCAAACCUGACACUGAACCCGCCUCCCCCUCGGGAGCAACAGCGGCUGUUCCUACAAACCGUCCUCCUCCCUCUGCUUCCUCGAGAGAGGGCAGAGACAGACCAAGCAGGAGGAGAAGAGGAGAAAGAAAACCACGUCCCAACUCAGACCCUCUCCCUCUGGGGGCGGAGUCUCUGAUUGAUGUGUCACGUCUGGAUCUGCGUGUUGGAAGAGUCCUCAGCAUCCGCCGCCAUCCACUGGCUGAAGCCAUGAGUGUUCAGGAGGUGGAUGUGGGAGAAAUCUGCCCCCGGACAGUUGUCAGCAAUCUGGGAGGGGUUAAAGAUCUCGACGAGCUGCAAGGCUCUCUCGGAGUGUUUCUAUGCAACGUCAAGGCCUCGAAAAUGAGGGGCGUGGUCUCACAGGGCCGCCUCCUUUGUUGCUCCGCCUCUGAUGUCCGUGUGGAGCUGCUGGUUCCACCUUCAGGCUCCGUCCCUGGAGACAGAAUCACUUUCCUGAACUACCCUGGUGAGCCGGAUCGUGAGCUUUCAUCCAAACAGAAGAUCUGGGAGCUUCUGCAGCCUGAUAUGCAGGUGGACACCAAAGGCGUGGCCAACUAUAAAGGAUGUGGGUUUGAGGUGAAGGGGAAGGGACUGUGCAGGGCUCCCUCUCUCACUAACUGUACCAUCAGAUAGAAGCAAGUCGUUUUACUUUUUUGCGUGAAAAACCACCUGCCUGUCGAUAAUUUGUCUAAAGACUGCUGGUACAGGUUGAUGAUUGAAAGUCCUCUGUUUCUUCUGUUGCUGUGGAUACAUAAGAACUGAUGGAUGAAAGGCAAAUAUUGAAAUAAACACAGGAAAGGAUAAUA
Messenger RNA from Girardinichthys multiradiatus, 1255 nucleotides. RefSeq names its product aminoacyl tRNA synthetase complex interacting multifunctional protein 1b (gene aimp1b). The transcript is spliced from 7 exons. Bases 117 to 1082 code for a protein of 321 amino acids. NCBI's taxonomy places the organism in Eukaryota, Metazoa, Chordata, Actinopteri, Cyprinodontiformes, Goodeidae. The record is from RefSeq and is a predicted model, not a curated record. Gene Ontology annotation, molecular function: tRNA binding.